Knipowitschia caucasica is the source of this 585-nucleotide messenger RNA. The record is from the annotation of a GenBank genome assembly. Lineage: Eukaryota; Metazoa; Chordata; Actinopteri; Gobiiformes; Gobiidae.
AUGGCGAACAGGACCGUAAAGGACGCGAACAGCAUCCACGGGACAAACCCACAGUAUCUGGUGGAGAAAAUCAUCCGGACUCGGAUCUACGAGUCUAAAUACUGGAAAGAGGAGUGCUUCGGGCUCACGGCCGAGUUGGUAGUGGACAAAGCCAUGGAGCUGAAGUUCAUUGGAGGAGUGUUUGGGGGAAACAUCAAGCCCACCCCAUUCCUGUGUCUGACGCUGAAGAUGCUGCAGAUCCAACCGGAGAAGGACAUCAUCGUGGAGUUCAUCAAGAAUGAGGACUUCAAAUACGUGCGUCUGCUGGGGGCCAUGUACAUGCGUCUGACUGGAACAGCUGCAGACUGUUACAAGUAUUUGGAGCCGCUUUACAACGACUACAGGAAGGUGAAGUCCCAGAACCGCAACGGAGAGUUUGAGCUGAUGCAUGUGGAUGAGUUCAUCGAUGAGCUGCUUCACGCUGAGAGAGUGUGUGACAUCAUCCUCCCACGACUGCAGGUCUGUGGAAUCGCACUCUCACCCUCCAGCCGCAGGUCUCCUCUGCUCCACCAGGACCAGACCAGACCUGCGCUGGGGGCCGCCUGA